AUAGUGAGAGAGAGGAGAGAGAGGAGAGAGAGAUGGAUAUAGACAUGGGCCAAAAAAAAUUUGCAGAGCAGUUGACCCGGGCGUUUGCAGCACUCGCAGAGACCUCUAGGUGGCAAAAGCAGCGGCGGCGUGCAGUCGCAUUUAGGCGUGUGCGUCGGGGUGGGGCCUCGGCAGCGCUCAGGGCGGAGUCCGGGCGCUGCAGCCCGUUCCCUCCGGUCUCCAGACGGCGUUCGGCAGCAAUGGCUUGGCCCCGCGUGCAGCUGGUUGUCACCGCUGAUGACUUUGGUUACUGCCCGAGGCGCGAUGAGGGCAUCGUGGAGGCCUUCCUGGCAGGAACUGUGACCAGCGUGUCACUGCUGGUCAACGGCACAGCCGCAGAGAGCGCGGCCGAGCUGGCCCGCAGACACAGCAUUCCCACGGGCCUCCACGCCAACCUGUCUGAGGGCCGUCCUGUGGGUCCGGCCCGCCACAACGCCUCGUCGCUCCUCAGCCCAGAAGGCUUCUUCCUCGGGAAGAUGGGAUUUCGGGAGGCCUUAGCGGCUGGAGACGUUGCUUUGCCCCAGGUGCGGGAGGAACUGGAAGCUCAACUCAGCCGCUUCCGGGAGUUGUUGGGCAGGUCCCCCACGCACGUAGACGGGCACCAGCACGUGCACGUGCUCCCAGGAGUGUGUCAGGUGUUCGCCGAGGCUCUGCAGGCGUUCGGGGUGCGCUUCACACGGCUGCCAGUAGAAUGCGGCGUGGGCAGCUGCUCGUGGCUGGAAGCACCAGCGCGUGCCUUCGCCUGCACUGUGGAGCGCGAUGCCCGGGCUGCCAUGGGCCCCUUCUCCCGCCACGGCCUGCGGUGGACCGACGCCUUUGUGGGCCUGAGCACUUGUGGCCGCCACAUGUCUGCUCACCGAGUCUUGGCGUCACUGGCACGGGCCCUCGAAGAUAUCCCUGCUGGCCGUGCCCUGACUGCCGAACUGAUGGCACACCCAGGAUACCCCAGUGUGCCUCCAGCAGGGGGCUGCGGUGAAGGCCCCGACGCUUUCUCUUGUUCUUGGGAGCGGUUGCAUGAGCUGCACGUCCUCACUGCACCCACCUUGCGGGCUCGGCUGGCCCAGAAUGGUGUGCAACUCUGCGCCCUAGACGACCUGGAUUCCAAAAGGCCCGGGGAAGGGGUCCCCUGUGAGGCAACUCUUGAGCCCUUCCUGGAGCCUUCCCUACCCUGACACCAAAGGCUAGCUACGAACUGCCUCUCACAGUGGAGGAAGGCCAGGGCUAGAGCUCUGGUUCAGCAUGGAACCAGGCCUUGGAGCAGGGUCUGGUUUCUUAGAAUGACAAGUCACUAACCCAGGUCCUUGCCGCUGAGCAGUAUUGGGCAGCCUUGCCUGCUGCAGGCAGGGCUGGUCUGUGACAUCUGGAUUUAAGGCCUGCCUGAGCAUUUGGUGCCAAUUCAUGUUGCAGUUAAAACCACCUGUUUAGUGGAGCAGUGGAGAGAGGUUGGUGUGAAUAAAAUAAUGUCUUUCA
Peromyscus californicus insignis is the source of this 1509-nucleotide messenger RNA. RefSeq names its product YdjC chitooligosaccharide deacetylase homolog (gene Ydjc). The coding region runs from base 33 to 1211 and encodes 392 amino acids. Gene Ontology annotation, molecular function: deacetylase activity. The record is from RefSeq and is a predicted model, not a curated record. NCBI's taxonomy places the organism in Eukaryota, Metazoa, Chordata, Mammalia, Rodentia, Cricetidae. Gene Ontology annotation, biological process: carbohydrate metabolic process. The transcript is spliced from 5 exons.